This is a messenger RNA of Sus scrofa (pig), 1359 nucleotides long. Lineage: Eukaryota; Metazoa; Chordata; Mammalia; Artiodactyla; Suidae. The record is from RefSeq and is a predicted model, not a curated record.
AUGGCCUCCCAUCUCCCGGCUACCCCCGGCUCCACGAAAGCCCCGGAUCAGGGUCCCUUCAGGCUGUCGUUCUUGGAGGUGCGGCGGGGCCGGCUGUUGCCCUCGCCUGACCCCCUGGCCUUGGACAGGGAGGCGUCACCACCCGAAAAGCACUGGACGCCAGAGAAGACAUUAUGGAACGAGAAGACGUCCUGGGGUGACCAGGAGCCACUCUCCAAGAUCCCAUUUAAAAUUAUGAAGGGACACCAGCACAUUGUGAGUUCCUGUCACUUCUGUGUGGAUGAUACCAAGCUCCUCAGUGGUUCCUAUGACUGCACCGUGAAGCUGUGGGAUGCCAUGGAUGGAGCUGUCGUUCGGGAUUUUGAGCCGGCGCCCGGAGCUCCUGUUAUUGAGUGCAGCGUCACAGCUGACAGCAGAAGAAUUGUUGCAGCAUCCUAUGACAAAACGGUGAGGGCUUGGGACCUUGAAACAGGCAAGCUGCUGUGGAAGCUCAGUCAUGAAACCUUCAUCGUCUCCUGUAAGUUCUCCCCUGAUGGUAAAUACGUGGUGUCAGGCUUGGAUGUGGACUGCGGCAUCUGUAUAAUAGAUGCGAAAGACACCACCACCGUGUCCCACAUCAAAGAUCAUCACGGGAUGUCGGUCACCGCGUGCUGCUUUGACCCCGACAGCCAGAAGGUGGCUUCCGUCUCAUUCGACAGGAGCAUCAAGAUCUGGGAUGUUACAUCUCAGGCCACACUGCUCACCAUCACCAAGGCACAUACCAAUGCAAUCUCAAACUGCUGUUUCACCUUCAGUGGCCAUUUCCUGUGUACAAGCUCUUGGGAUAAAACCUUAAAAAUAUGGAACGUCCAUACAGGGGAGUUUCGGAACCGCGGAGCUUGUGUGACUCUGAUGCAGGGCCACGAAGGUUCUGUGAGCUCCUGCCACUUUGCCAGAGACACUUCUUUUCUCGUGUCUGGAGGAUUCGACAGGGUUGUGGCUAUUUGGGAUGUAGGAGAAGGCUACCGGAAGCUCUUCCUCAAGGGCCAUACUGACUGGGUGAUGGAUGUUGCCGUUAGCAAUGACAAGAAAUGGAUCCUGUCUGCUUCAAAGGAUAGGACCAUGAGGCUAUGGAAUAUUGAAGAAACUGACCAAAUUCCUUUGGUAAUCGAGUACAAGAAGGCCCUGGGCUUAAAGAUGAAACAGUGUGAAGAAUGUGACAGGCCUUUCUCCACCUAUGAAAGUGACCUCUUCCAUGAAACUGUCACCAAAUGUGUAUUCUGCCGGAUGGAUGCAAAAGACGUGUCAGCAGAGGCCUUGCCAUCAUCAGAAGGGGAGGAUUUACUGGCCAGGGGGUGCAGCCCGGACAAGGAUGGCUGA